AUUGCACUUUCUGGUUGCGAUGGAGGCGCCAGCGUGGCAAAGCCAGCUGACGACAACCGAGACGUCGCCGACGCCCGACGUCGUCAACGAGUACCACAUCAAGGAUCUCUUGGGCCGCGGAGCGUUCGCCAAGGUCAAGCUCUGCGAGCGCGUGGUCGAUGGCGCGCCGCCGCGCCCCUUUGCGCUCAAGAUUCUGUCCAAGCCCGCGCUCGCCAAGAUGAAGGAGUACGUUCGUGAUGACACGAGCAUGCGCGCCGUCACGGCGCUCGAGAAGGUGGAGGUUGAGAUUGCCAUCAUGGCGACCUUGUACCACCGCAAUGUCGUGCUGCUCUUCGAAGUCAUCAACGAUCCGCGGAGCGACAAGAUCUACCUCGUGCUUGAGCACAUGGCCAAAGGGCCGUGCAUGGUAUGGCGAGCCGCCUCCAAGCUCUUUGAGAGCCCGAUCACGGGAGGCGUGCUGCAUGAAGACUUGGCUCGGAACCACGUGCUGGACCUACUCCACGGCGUUUCGUAUCUGCAUGGACGGGGUGUCUGUCAUCGCGACAUCAAGCCCGACAACCUCCUCCUCAACGACGAAGACCGGUGUCACCUGUCGGACUUUGGCUGCGCGCAGACGUAUGCUCCUGGGUCGCUUAUCACGGACACGGCGGGAACGUUCGAGUUUUGGGCCCCCGAGUGCUGCAACGGCGCGCCGUACGAUCCGUUCAAGGCCGAUCUGUGGGCGAUUGGCGUCACGUUCUACAUCUUUCUCUUUGGGAAGCUGCCGUUUCAAGCCGAGAGCCCAAAGGAGCUCUUUGAGCGCAUUGUGGAGCAACCGAUAGAGGUGCCUGCGACCGAGGUCUCCCCCGACGCGAUCGAGCUGCUGCAGAGCCUCUUGGAGAAGGAUCCGAGCCAGCGCAUGACGCUCGAUAUGAUGGAGUAUCAUCCGUGGCUUCUCGCGCUUCCGCCCGAGCCAUUAACGUUUUAAUGCUCACGAACGACUUC
Saprolegnia parasitica CBS 223.65 is the source of this 984-nucleotide messenger RNA. Its product is annotated as CAMKK protein kinase. Gene Ontology annotation, molecular function: protein serine/threonine kinase activity; ATP binding. The transcript has a single exon. Gene Ontology annotation, biological process: protein phosphorylation; intracellular signal transduction. Gene Ontology annotation, cellular component: cytoplasm. The record is from RefSeq and is a predicted model, not a curated record. Lineage: Eukaryota; Oomycota; Saprolegniomycetes; Saprolegniales; Saprolegniaceae. Bases 20 to 967 code for a protein of 315 amino acids.